AUGGAAUCAAUAAUAUGCACAAGUUGUUUUGAAAUAUAUGAUGAGCCUUUGUUGCUAUCGUGUGGAGAUAUUGUGUGUAAAAAGUGUUUGAAUAGUAAUACAACAAUAAGUACUUUAGUUAAUACAAUUGGUGUUAUUAAUGGAGUAACAAGUAUAGAAACACAUCAUAAUCAACAACAAAUUAACUGUUCAAAUCAAAUAAUAUGUAAGGUGUGCGAUAAGAAGGUAUCAAGUUUUCAUUUAAAUAAAGAGAUUCAGUUAUUGGUAGAAAGUUUCAAAAUAAAGUCAUGUUUAAAACAUAGUAGAAAAGAAACUAAUUUAUAUUGUGGGGAUUGUAAAGUUUUAGUAUGUUCAUCAUGUAAGAGUGAUAAAGUACAUAAAAGCCAUCAAGUUUAUGACUAUAAUCUUAUAUUUUUCAAUGCCUUAUACUAUAAAAUUGAAAUGGUAAUGUUGCAAAAGGUUAGACAAAGCCAGAUUCAAUCACAACUGGCAGAUCAAAAAAGUGCAAGUUUCAACAAUAUUAAAAGCAGUGACAGUAUCAAAAAGAAAGACACUCGUGUUAGAUUUAAUCACAACUUUUUUUCAAAUUGUAAAGAUAUUCAAUACUUAAAUUAUUUAAAAAAUAAAAUUAGAGAAUUAAUACCAAAAAAUGGUUUAUAUAGCAAAAAAUCUUUUUAUAUGAAGUCUAUAGAAAUAAAUAAAAACUCAGUUAUAUCAUAUUUUAAUUUGGCAACUACAAUGUCAGAAACACCAAAUGAAAAGUCACUAAAACUUUAUGAUGGAACCACGGUAACAGAGAAUGAUUUAUAUUUAAAAUCUAUACAAUUAAAUCCUACCAAUGCAUUUUGUUAUUAUAAUAUAGCAAUGGGGUUAGACAAUCAAGAGGAGCUUGUUACACUUCCCAGUGGUAAAAAGAUGAACAAAAUUCAAUUAUUUGUAAAAGCCAUCGAAACAGAUCAAAACUAUUCAUUAGCAUAUUAUAACUUGGCAAAGAAUUUAAAAACAAAUACAAUUAUUAUGUCAAACUCCAUCGUAAUGAAGAGAAAAGAUUUAUUUAUAAAAUAUAUCCACUUUCAUCCAAAUCACUCAUUUGCAUAUAACAAUUUGGGUUUAAAUAUUAAACCAAAUGAAGUUAUUCAAUUAUUAAAUGGUCAAAAAAUGAAUCAAAAAGAUCUAUACCGAAAAUCAAUCGAUCUAAACCCAAACUAUUCUAAUCCAUAUAUCAAUCUUGCAUCUAUAACAACUGAUUCCACCGUAACACUAAUGAAUGGUAGCGUUUUAACAAAAAUCGAUCUUUACUUAAAAGCCAUUGACUGCGAUGAAAAUAGUUCAAAUGCAUAUAACAACUUGGCAGCUCAUGUAGAUAAACAUCAAAUCAUCUGUUUAUUAAAUGGUACAAAAAUGUCUAAAAAGGAUUUAUAUUUAAAGAGUAUAGAUUGCAAUCCCCAAAAUGCAAAUGGUUACAACAAUUUAGCACUUUUCCUUUCAAAUAAUGAUGAUAAAAUCCAACUUUUAAAUGGGAUAAAAAUGAAUAAAAAAGAAUUAUAUAUAAACUCCAUUUCAAUUGAUCCAAAUAACAAUCUAAUGGCAUAUAAUAACUUGGCAAAUUGUUUAAAAACAAAUGAAACUGUAGAAUUAAAGAAUGGCAAAAUAAUGAAUAAAAAAGACUUGUAUAUAAGAUGUAUUGGAAUUGAUGGCACUAUUCCCAGAAUCUACAUUAAUUUGGCAAAGAAUGUAAACUUUAUUGAAAAGAUCACAUUAGAGGAUGGAAACAAGUUAUCAAAAAAAGAUAUAUUCACCAAGAUUAUAGAUUUAGAACCAGAUCAAUGGAUUCAUUAUUACAACUUGGCAAACUCUCUAAAACUUAAUGAACAAGUAAAAUUAAUCAAUGGUCAAAAAAUUGGUAAAAAAGAGUUAUAUAUCAAAGCAAUCGAUCUAAAUGCAUAUGAUGCCAGAUUAUUCAAUGGUUUAAUUAGUAUUUUAAAGAAUAACGAAGUAAUCAAAUUGCUAAAUGGUCUUGUGUUAUCCAAAAAAGAUUUAUACUGCAAGAGUAUGGAAUUAGAACCCAACAAUUCAAACACCUAUUUCAACUUGGCAAUGAUUUUAACAAGCUCAGAUGUUAUCCAACUAAGAGGCUGCACCGAGAAUAUGAACAAAAGAGAUUUAUUCAUCAAAUGUAUAUCAUUAGAUCCAAAGAAUUCAAAAUCAUAUAUUUAUUUAGCUGAUGAAAUGACAAUUAAUGACACCGUUGUAGUAUAUAACAAUGCAGAGAUGAAUGAUGGCCAGCUAAUGAAUAAACUGGAUCUCUACAUUAAAUCGAUCGAUGUAUUUGCAAAGAAUGCCGUUGCAUAUUACAAGACUGCACUAUAUUUACCCGAGCCAUUAGAAUCAGUUCAACUAUUAAAUGGUCGUGCCUUCACAAGACAACAGCUGCUAUUAAAAUCAAUAUCUAUUAACCCAAGAAUGGCACAUUCAUACUUUUUAUUAGGUCAGCUAUUAGGUCCAAAUGAAUCAAUUAAAUUACCAGAUGGUUUACAUACCGGCAAAAAAGAUCUCUUUAUUAAAAGUAUUGAACUCUCCCCAUAUGUAGCACAAUUUUAUUUCGGUUUAGCAACCCAUAUGGCAUCCCAUCAAAACGCAUUAGAAAUGAUAGCUAAAAUUAAUGGAUAUAGAAUUAAAACAAGAGAUGUAUACUUAAAAUCAUUAUAUGUGCAUGCAGACUAUUUAUUCGAUAUUACAACAGGUCAAUUAUUUUUAGACAUGGCAAAUAUGCAAACAGCACAUGGUCAAAAAAUAAACAAUAUCGAGCAAUGUACCAAGGCAAUAGACUCUGAUCCAUUUGACUACAACAAUUAUUUCCAAUUGGCAUAUUAUUUAGGUUUUGAUGAAAGUGUAACUCUAUUAAACAACACAAAUAUGACCAGAAACGAACUAUGUAUAAAAACAAUCCAAAUCAACCCCAACCACGUUCAAUCAUAUUUUUGUUUGUAUUUCUCUUUAAAAAAUUCAUCAGAUGAUCAAUAUAUAACAAUGUUAAAUGGCGAAAAACUAAACAAAAAAGAUCUACUUUCUAAAAUUGAAUAUAUCGAUAAAAAAUUCUUUGAUAUAAUGUUUCACCCAUUAUAUAAUUUAAUAAAUAAAUAAAUUAACUAAUUAAAUAAAUAAAAUUAGAAAUCUUUUUGU
This is a messenger RNA of Dictyostelium purpureum, 3183 nucleotides long. RefSeq lists its product as uncharacterized. Gene Ontology annotation, molecular function: zinc ion binding; protein binding. Lineage: Eukaryota; Evosea; Eumycetozoa; Dictyosteliales; Dictyosteliaceae. Bases 1 to 3144 code for a protein of 1047 amino acids. The record is from RefSeq and is a predicted model, not a curated record. The transcript is spliced from 2 exons.